Molecule: messenger RNA, 2088 nt
Organism: Corticium candelabrum
Lineage: Eukaryota; Metazoa; Porifera; Homoscleromorpha; Homosclerophorida; Plakinidae
Product: excitatory amino acid transporter-like
Exons: 6
Coding region: 1-2076 (691 amino acids)
Biological process (GO): L-glutamate transmembrane transport
Cellular component (GO): plasma membrane
Molecular function (GO): glutamate:sodium symporter activity; neutral L-amino acid transmembrane transporter activity; L-glutamate transmembrane transporter activity
Source: RefSeq, a predicted model, not a curated record
AUGGUCACUACAGCCGUCUCCGCCUCGCGCGUCGCCGAACCUGCGACGGUCGCACACCCGCCGACGCGUCGGGCGGCGGCGGCGCCGACCUGUCGCGUGCCGAACAUUGUCACCAUCACCGCCGCCGUCCUCGGCGUCGCCCUCGGAUUCGCCCUCCAGAGGAGCGACCUGUCGCCGCGCGUCAUCUUGUUUAUAUACUUUCCGGGCGAGAUCUUGCUGCGCAUGCUACAAAUGCUCAUCCUACCGCUCGUCACCGCCAGCAUCGUUUCCGGCAUCGUCGGACUGAGAGCGGACACUUGCAAGAGGAUGAUUGCGCGUACUGUUUGCUACUACGGUGGGACUACUAUGGCCGCUACGGUGGUUGGGCUUACUCUGGUGGCGACGAUAAAACCCGGAAAUAGAACCGGAAGUGAGUGUGUGGAUAUCACGAGGGAUGAGGACAGAGAGAGUUUGCAGAGUGUUGACGCGUUUCUAGAUCUCGUUAGAAACAUGUUUCCUGAUAACCUGAUUGAGGCUGCUUUCCAGCAUGUCUACUCUGUGGAGACAGAUGUGAUCAAAUACCGACGUUGUAGUAACGUUAACAUUAUCCCAACAGCUUACGCAACAGCCAACAUCACAGCCAACGCAACAGCCAGCGCAACAGCCAGAGCAACAGUCAGCGCAACAGCCAGCGCAACAGCUAACGGGUUGAAGCAGACUACUGUGAUGUUGGUUGAAAGAGACGGCAUGAAUGUUCUCGGAUGGGUUGUGUUUUCGAUUGCCUUGGGAAGCGUUCUGUUGAAAAUGGGAAAACAGGGUGAACCUUUACGACGGAUCUUCAUUGCUCUGGAUGAAGCAAUAUUGAGGCUCAUAACAGUCGUUAUGUGGUACUCUCCAGUCGGCAUCUUCUCUCUAACAGCCGCCAAAAUGGCCGAAAUCGACAAUUUCCACACCAUCUUCAAAAGCAUUAGCUUCUACUUCUUGACCGUGUGCAUCGGCCUGUCUUUCCACGCCUUCAUCACUCUCCCUCUCAUCUAUUUCACACUCACGAGAAAGAAUCCCAUCAAUAUGCUUCGAAGCGUUACAGAAGCACUGAGCUUCGCCUUCGGCACAAGCUCGAGCGCUGCCACGCUGCCUGUGACUAUAAAGUGUGUUGAGACAGAAGCAAAUAUCGACCAGCGAGUGUCUCGAUUUGUUCUUCCAAUGGGAGCGACAAUUAACAUGGAUGGCACCGCUCUGUAUGAAGCGGUUGCCGCCAUUUUUAUCGCACAGUACAACAAUAUCUCGCUCACUGUUGGGCGGAUAAUCACCAUCAGCAUCACAGCAACGUUCGCCGGCAUAGGAGCAGCUGCCGUACCUCAAGCCGGUCUCUACACCAUGGUUAUUGUCCUAGCAGCAGCCGGUCUACCACGUGACGACAUCAGUCUCAUCCUAGUAACAGACUGGUUUCUAGAUCGAUUUCGUACGACCGUCAGCGUCAUGGGAGACGUCUACGCAGCUGGCAUCGUCCAGCACUUCUCUCGCCAGCAGCUGGCCAUCAAAGAGAGCAAACCAAGCACAAAGAAAAAGAAAACCAAUAAGAAAGCGGAAAAGAAGUCUAAACCCAAGAAGAAAAAGACAGCCAAAGGCAAAGUGCCCAUCAUUGUAUACAGCGAUGAAGACGCAGACGUCGUACAUGUACACAGCAAAUCCAUCACACCCGACAUUCCAUACCUACAGACUGUGCCAACACCGGACAUCACACAGCUACAAGCGACACCAACACACUUGACCCCGAUUAAUUCCCCAACACGUUUGACUCAAAGUCUACGUGUCUCACCAACACACGACAUCCCACGUCUCGAUGACCGAAACAGUCCGUACCCUCAGACCGGGCUUGAACUCCAAAGCAUCAGUCAACACAAACAAGUGGAUCGUCGACCGAACUUAAACGUCGACAAUCAACUGACGGCCGUCGAAGUGCCGAUUCACAUGCCCCUGCACGGUAUGAAGUCGGCCAGUCAAAAGUCGGUGUCGCCGACUCCUUUUCCAGAGCCGUUCAGCGCUUUCUUGGCAUCAGGCAGACGACCGUCUGCACGACGGGUGUCACAUACGUGAACGUGUAAUGGC